Theobroma cacao (cacao) is the source of this 2553-nucleotide messenger RNA. It is a transcript of the gene ABCG7, whose product is annotated as ABC-2 type transporter family protein. Gene Ontology annotation, molecular function: ABC-type transporter activity; ATP hydrolysis activity; ATP binding. Gene Ontology annotation, cellular component: membrane. The record is from RefSeq and is a predicted model, not a curated record. Lineage: Eukaryota; Viridiplantae; Streptophyta; Magnoliopsida; Malvales; Malvaceae. Gene Ontology annotation, biological process: transmembrane transport.
AAAAAAAAACCGUAGCUCAUAGCUCAUAGCUAAGCUCCUGCUUGCUUUCUUUGCUUCAGCAGAGCGAGACCAAGGAGAAGAAGAAAGAAAAUAUAAAUAACUUUAUAAUUCAUACAAAUAAUGGUGGUGUUUGGCGCCAAGAAGGUCGCCCAUGUGGUGUCCAGUAUUGGCGGGAAUGGAGUGGGCCAGAUUUUGGCCGCCUUGGCCGCCACUAUCUUGCUACGCGCGUUGUCCGGGCCCGGCCCUGCUCUCUCGCCUGAAAAUGAAACCGGUGAAGAAAACGACGACUUCUCUGAUACCGAUGAUGAUGCUCCUCCAGCCGCUGGCAAAGUUUUUCCCGUUACCAUAACAUGGAGGAACAUCACCUGUUCCCUCUCCGAUAAACACUCAAAAUCAGUUCGGUUUCUGCUUAAAAAUGUGAGUGGAGAGGCAAAACCUGGAAGAUUACUCGCCAUAAUGGGGCCAUCAGGAUCGGGAAAAACCACGCUGUUAAACGUUCUGGCAGGUCAAAUUUCAGCAUCGCCGCGACUACAGUUGUCAGGUCUUUUGGAGGUCAAUGGGAAGCCUAGUUCAAAUAAAGCUUACAAAUUUGCUUAUGUGAGACAGGAGGAUCUUUUCUUCUCGCAGUUGACAGUGCGAGAAACAUUAUCUCUGGCUGCAGAGCUUCAGCUUCCAGAGAUAUCUUCUGUUGAAGAGAGAGAUGAAUAUGUGAACAAUCUCUUAUUUAAACUAGGCCUGGUCAGCUGUGCUGAUUCAAAUGUUGGUGAUGCCAAAGUUCGUGGGAUCAGUGGCGGUGAAAAGAAACGUUUAUCGUUAGCUUGUGAACUGAUUGCAAGCCCGUCUGUAAUAUUUGCUGAUGAACCCACAACUGGACUUGAUGCUUUCCAAGCGGAGAAAGUAAUGGAAACUCUCCGCCAACUUGUACAAGAUGGUCAUACUGUAAUUUGCUCCAUACAUCAGCCUAGAGGUUCUGUGUAUGGUAAAUUUGAUGACAUUGUGUUGCUAACAGAGGGUGAACUUGUUUAUGCUGGCCCUGCACAUGAUGAACCACUGGAAUACUUCUUAAGAUUUGGGUACCAGUGUCCAGAUCAUGCAAAUCCUGCAGAAUUUUUGGCCGAUCUUAUAUCUAUUGACUACAGUUCUGCUGACAGUGUCCACUCUUCUCAGAAAAGAAUUGAUGCUCUUGUUGAGGCAUUCUCAACACAGUCAUCAGCAGUUCUUUAUGCCACUCCAUUUACCAGACAGACUGGUCUAAGGCAUGGCAUUAAGUUCAGCAAGAAAAGUGUUGCUAAGAGGAAAGGGGGUUGGUGGAGACAAUUUUGGUUGCUUCUAAAACGUGCAUGGAUGCAAGCUUUUCGUGAUGGACCAACAAAUAAAGUUCGAGCUAGAAUGUCAAUUGCAUCAGCUUUAAUAUUUGGGUCAGUUUUCUGGAGAAUGGCAAGAUCUCAGACGUCCAUACAAGAUAGAAUGGGAUUGCUUCAGGUUACUGCAAUAAACACAGCAAUGGCUGCUCUCACAAAGACUGUAGGUGUAUUUCCCAAGGAACGUGCAAUUGUAGACAGGGAGCGUGCAAAGGGAUCUUACACACUGGGACCCUAUCUACUUUCCAAAUUGAUAGCUGAGAUACCUGUGGGAGCAGCAUUUCCUCUAAUGUUUGGUGCUGUGUUGUACCCCAUGACUCGUCUUCAUCCUACCGUGUCUAGAUUUGGAAAGUUCUGUGGAAUUGUGACUGUGGAGUCUUUUGCUGCAUCUGCAAUGGGUCUGACAGUUGGGGCCAUGGUUCCAACUACAGAAGCAGCAAUGGCCUUGGGACCCUCUCUUAUGACAGUCUUCAUCGUCUUUGGAGGAUAUUAUGUAAAUGCAGAUAAUACACCGAUUAUCUUCCGUUGGAUUCCCCGUGCUUCUCUCAUAAGAUGGGCUUUUCAAGGGCUUUGCAUCAAUGAAUUUUCUGGUCUUAAAUUUGAUCAUCAGCAUUCGUUUGACAUUCAGACUGGAGAACAGGCACUUGAGCGACUCUCCUUUGGAGGAAGUCACAUCAGAGAUACAAUUGUAGCUCAAAGUAGAAUUUUGUUGUUUUGGUAUUGUACCACUUACUUCCUCCUUGAGAAAAAGAGACCCAAAUACCAGCAGCUUGAGGCACCUGCUAUUGGGCAGAUGGAACCACGGCUAAAGCUUGAGCCUUUAGAAACUGACCACCCUCCUUCGCUGAAACAAGUUGAACAAAAUCAGCAGGUUGAGUCACCUUCAGUUGACCAAAUCCGACCAUUCAUCCUAGAAGGUGCAAAGUAAAGGAGAUGUCUUUGCAAUAAAGGAGGGUCUCAUGCAUUUUCUGAGCUAAUGAGAUGGUUCUAUAGUACAUCACAUUUACAUCAGUGAUUACUGUGUAGCGGGAAGUAUACUUUCCCAUGUAAAAUCUUGUCUGUAAUGGAUCUUUAUGGCAUCCAAAUGAACCAUAUCUUUGACAUCUGUUGUCUAAUAAUUAGCUAAAAUAGAGGAAAAUCUAGUCUUCCUAAUACAUACUGCUAUCAUGAUAUAUCAUAUUGUUUUGAGAAA